GUGACGCAAGCCCAAAGCCAUUUCCGGCGGGACGAAACUAGGAAGAAACUUGGAGCUGCCGUGGCGCCGCUGCCGCCCAUCUGCGAGGCUUCUGUGCCCCGUGGCCCGGGCCGCGCCGAGCUGUCGGAAGCUCAGGCCAUGGGGCAGCCCCGGCCUUUCGCAGUGUAAGGCGCGGGGACCCCCGCGGGCUCUCUUGACAAGUCAAGGGCCGGCAGGCGCGAGGAGUUGUUCCAGCCGCGGUCGCGGCCGCAGCCGGCCCGGGCUCCCGGCAUCAUGAACAUAGACGUAGAGUUCCACAUCCGCCACAACUAUCCUUGGAGCAAGUUGCCGGCCAACGUGAGGCAGAGUCUUGGAAAUUCACAGAGAGAAUAUGAAAAGCAGGUUGUCCUGUACAGUAUCCGCAAUCAGUUACGAUACAGAAAUAACUUAGUUAAACAUGUCAAGAAAGAUGAACGCAAAUACUAUGAGGAACUACUAAAAUACAGUCGAGAUCAUCUCAUGCUGUACCCUUACCAUUUAUCAGAUAUUAUGGUGAAGGGCCUGAGGAUAACACCAUUUUCAUAUUAUACAGGGAUUAUGGAGGACAUUAUGAACAGUGAGAAAAGUUAUGAUUCGUUGCCCAAUUUUACUGCUGCUGACUGUCUAAGGCUUCUUGGCAUAGGAAGAAACCAGUACAUUGAUCUGAUGAAUCAGUGUAGGUCAUCAAAAAAGUUUUUCAGAAGGAAAACAGCCCGUGAUCUGCUACCAGUAAAGCCAGUAGAAAUUGCCAUCGAGGCGUGGUGGGUGGUGCAGGCUGGAUAUAUCACAGAAGAUGAUAUAAAGAUAUGCACUUUGCCUGAGAAAUGCGCUAUUGAUAAGAUCAUUGAUGCAGGCCCUCAACUCGCUGGAUCGCUAGAUUACAAUGUAGUACAUAGUUUAUAUAACAAAGGGUUUAUUUAUCUGGAUGUACCAAUAUCUGAUGACAGUUGUAUAGCAGUUCCUCCUCUUGAAGGAUUUGUAAUGAAUCGAGUGCAAGGUGAUUAUUUUGAAACUCUACUCUAUAAGAUAUUUGUUUCAAUAGAUGAGCAUACUAAUGUUGCAGAGCUUGCAAAUGUCCUUGAGAUAGACUUAUCCCUGGUUAAGAACGCUGUUUCAAUGUAUUGCCGAUUGGGCUUUGCCCAUAAGAAGGGACAAGUAAUAAAUUUGGAUCAACUUCAUUCAUCCUGGAGGAAUGUUCCAUCCGUAAACAGAUUAAAGAGUACUUUAGAUCCACAAAAGAUGCUGCUAUCAUGGGAUGGCGGGGAAAGUAGGAGUCCUGUACAAGAAGCUUCAUCGGCUACUGACACUGAUACAAAUAGUCAAGAAGAUCCAGCUGACACAGCCAGUGUAAGCAGUUUGAGUUUGUCUGCGGGGUAUACAAAGCGCAUUGCGUUCCUGUUUGACUCAACUCUUACUGCCUUUUUAAUGAUGGGAAAUCUUUCACCAAACUUGAAAAGUCAUGCAGUCACAAUGUUUGAAGUUGGCAAGCUCUCUGAUGAGUCUCUGGAUAGCUUUCUUAUAGAACUAGAAAAGGUUCAGAGCACUGGUGAAGGAGAAGCACAGAGAUAUUUUGAUCAUGCACUCACUCUGAGAAACACAAUACUGUUUCUGCGUCAUAAUAAAGAUCUAGUUGCGCAAACAGCACAGCCAGACCAACCCCAUUAUGGUUUUCCUCUGGAUCUCUUGCGCUGUGAAAGCCUGCUCGGUUUGGAUCCUGCAACUUGCAGCAGAGUUCUAAACAAAAAUUACAUGCUGCUUGUUUCCAUGGCGCCUCUCACCAAUGAGAUUCGGCCUGUCAGCAGCUGUACCCCUCAGCAUAUUGGACCAGCUAUUCCAGAAGUCAGUUCUGUCUGGUUUAAACUGUACAUUUACCAUAUCACUGGGCAAGGACCACCAUCUCUUUUACUAUCUAAAGGUACAAGACUUCGAAAACUGCCAGAUAUAUUCCAGGGUUAUGAUCGAUUACUAAUAACGUCUUGGGGUCAUGAUCCUGGGGUAGUUCCAACAUCAAAUGUGCUCACGAUGUUGAAUGAUGCUUUAACACAUUCGGCAGUUUUGAUUCAGGGACAUGGUUUGCAUGGGAUAGGAGAAACUGUCCACAUACCGUUUCCAUUUGAUGAAACAGAGCUACAAGGAGAGUUCACUCGUGUCAGUAUGGGUGUUCAUAAAGCGUUGCAGAUAUUAAGGAACAAAGUGGACUUGCAGCAUUUUUGCGGAUAUGUCACCAUGCUGAAUGCUUCUAGCCAACUUGCAAAUAGAAAACUCAGUGAUGCUUCUGAUGAGAGAGGAGAACCGGAUUUGGCUUCUGGCUCAGAUGUAAAUGGGAGUACAGAGUCAUUUGAAAUGGUCAUUGAGGAAGCAACUAUAGAUUUAGCAACAAAGCAAAAUUCUGUUGCCACAAUAGAAGCAGAUUGGGUUCCUCUUGAACUGUGCUUUGGAAUUCCAUUGUUUAGUUCUGAAUUAAACCAGAAAGUUUGUAGAAAAAUUGCUACACAUGGCCUUUGCACUAAAGAGAGCCUUCAAAACCUCUUACAUUCCAGUAGAAAACUCUCUCUACAAGUCCUUAACUUUGUUCACUCAUUCCAGGAAGGUGCUUCAACACUGGAAAUUCACACUGAGGCCAGUUUUUCAAGUUGGCUUUCACAGUCAUCCUGUGGCGAUACGGGAGUUCCACUUCCUGCUAAGAACUUAAUAUUCAAAGACGGCAUCUUAUCAGAAUGGAGCGGACGGUCACCUUCCUCGUUUCUUAUUGCCAAUCUCCAUUUGCAGUAAUUUGGUCACACCAUUUGUUGCUCACACCCUCUGCCUUUUUUCUUUCUUACUGUUAGCUUUGUGGUUCCGGCACUAAAAAGCUUCGUGCUGCUGCAGUGCAGUUCACACUUCACUGAUGUGAAAGGCUUGGGGACACGUUCUUUUUUUCUGAAGGUUUCCUCAUUAGUGCACCUGCCAAUGCAGCAAAGAGCUUUUUAGCAGCCUGCACUGUACUUUUCACCUUGAGACAAUCUGCAUUUCUUUUAUAAAACUGAGGGUAUACUUUAUAAGCUUUAUGAUGACUGUUACGUUUAUAAGCAGUCUCUAUGAAUAUUGCAAUGGUAAUUUUAUAUGUUAGUUUCAGACAUAAAUCUUGUUUAAUUUUAUAUUUUGUUACCUACUCUUUAGGGGAUCAUGGGAAGAGGUAGAACUCUUCCUCUGAAAAGGCUUCUUGGUACUUAAAGUAGUAAAACUAUAAGACAAGAAACAUCCAGUAUUGAGAAAUGAGAUAAUGGGGCAUUAAGAAUUCCUGUGGAUGUCUGUAAAUUAUGUGUAUCAGUUGAACAUUGUUGAAAGUAUGUAAAUCAGCAUAAUUAUAACUUAACCUUGAUUUAUAAGGUCUUAACUCAGACUAUGACUGUAUACAUUGACAUCUCAUGAGAAGCUUUGGAAAACAUUCUAUUUUUAAACAGUGUUUAUAUGUGGACCUCUUGUCACUCACUUUGGGCUUUAUAUUUUCAUAGAGUCUUUAUGGAAAAAUAGAAUUUAUUUUCCACUCUCGUAGCUGUGGCUGCUGCACGUUUUCACCCUGAUUUAUCUUUACCAAUGACUCGUUACAAAAUUGAAUUUGUUGUUUUCAAACCGAGGAUUGUGAUUUUAGUUUAGAUUUACAUAUUAGAGGCAUUAAGGCUAUGUCUUCUGAUCAAAACGUGUUAAUGAUAAAUCUGCUUCAAGGACAUGUUCUUAGGAAAUCUGAAUCUUAAAUUUAUGUGAGUAGUUUUGGAGGAAAUGAUAAAGAAAAAUUGAGUAAUUUCAAAAUGUUUCUUGAGUCAUUGAAUCUUUUAGUAUCUCAAAUGUUAGAAUAAUUGGAAUCAUUUCUUAGAUUUUUCAAGUUACUUUACUUGGGAAGUUUGUGCAGUGUUAUAGCUUAGUUUAGCUCUUCUCAUAGGAUAACGGUUUGCUAGCUUAAAACUGUAACCAGAGUAACUGGUCAGAUAAUAAUAUAUAUCUAUAACACUUAAAGCAUUAGAAAAUUUGAGAAUGUUAUAACCUAAAUAAACAUUUUUGCUGAUCAUUUUUGUUAUUUAUAGAACUGAUAUUUGUGUAUUUAACAUACCUCUGGAAAUAUAUGCCUUUAUUAAAACUGUUACCCAUGCAUUCAAAACCAUUGCCUAACUACAGAAUUGAAUAUUCCGGAGCAGGUUUCUUGUGGCACAGUCAAUGCUGUGUUUGGGGUACACACAGUAACAUUUAGUUUUCUACUUUGUCUUCUAUGAGGUGGAAACCAAGUGUAUGUUAUAAAUGUAUCUAUAAAAGGAAAAAAUGCAUACUAAUAUUAAAAUAAUUUCUUAUGACUGUGAAUCACUUGUUUAUUUUUCCAGUAAUUGUAUUGUACAUUCCUAGUGCUAUUAGAUAUGUACGUAUAACUUUUACAGUUUUUCAACCUGAAGUUGUAAGUAUUUCAUUUGAUCAGGGCUCUUUAAUCUCCUUUUCAUUUGCUUUGUUUGAAUUAAUUGCAGUUUAUUUUAUUUAUUCCUGUAUUAACAAUCUAAGCCUACUGUAAUGACAUGUACACUAAUAAAGAAUUGAAUAUUUGUAGUUGUUGGCAAUGAACCCAGUUGUUCUUGAUUUUAACACUUAAAAUAUGGGAGUAAUCUGCUGCUAUAUUCCCUUUGAGAGAUAAUGGAGGAGGAAAUAGAACCUAAUAAUGAUCGAGGGUUUUAGGGAAAGUACUCAAAAAAUAUGUGGUCCACUCCGAUUUCUCCUGUGAUUGAGGAAAGAUUCUGAUUCCCAGCUGAAGACCACUCAUACUUUUAGAAGUGAGAAUCUGCAUUUUUAGAGCUGUUAGCAGAAUGUGAAAGCUGCUUUUAUGCUUUGCUUUAUGAAUUUGGCUUUGUUUAAUUCAUGUAAAGAUGCAUUCUUAAAUCGUACAAGUGUUGAUCCAAUUCACCAAGAAGGUAAUAGACUUUUAUUUGCCAAAGAAGAUUUAUGAAAGAAUUUUUGUCCAAUUUGUUUUUGCAGAUGUUUGAAGUAAUUUCAUUUGGCUUUGUGUUACCUCCCCUUUUCUUUCCCCCCACUAAACAUAGCUUAAACCAUGGCAAACAAUCUUUAGAAAUGAAGAGAAAAAAGAAAUAUCAAAGAGGACAUAGAAUUUAGUAUGGUACAGUUUCACCUCUCAGGUGGGUCUGAAGAAUGCAACUUUCUGUAAUUUUUAAAAAAUAUGAUCAUCUGAUUUUCUUGAUUCUUUUCUUGUUAAAUAGGUAAUGAAAUAAUUUUGUAUUUGUUUUUUUGGGGAUUAUCAGUUUCCUUGAUGUUUUCAGUUUUCUCUGCCAUUCAUGUUUCUCUUUUAUGUUCAGUGUUUCAAAUACAGUUUGUAUUUAAAGAUUUUAAAGAAACUGUAACUGAGUACAGUGGAUUGUUUUUUGGUGUAAUGUUAAUAUUAUACAGUGAAUAUAUAAAGUAUUGUCAAUUUGAUUAUUGACAUACAAUAUGUUUACAAAUAAACUGGUGUUGAUCAAGUUACUGCAAAAAUGUGUAUAAUCUUCUGUGAGUCCCUUUUAAUUUUAAAUAUAGCCAUGUUUUCAGUGCUGUGGCUUUCCUAUAUUUUUUUUAAAUAACCUUUUUAUUUUAUAAUAAUUUCACAUUUACAGAGAAGUUGCAAAGAUGGUAGAGAUGUUCUUCAUGCCCUUCUCUGAGCUGCCCCUAACUUAGGGUAAAUAAACUAUGGCACAUUUAUCAAAACUCAGAAAUUAACAUUGGUACAACACUGCUCACUAAGUUACAGACUUUGUUUUCAUCCUUUUCCCUCCAAUGUCCUUCUCCUCUUCCAGGAUCCAGCCCAGGAUACCACACUGCCGUGCUUUAGUCACUCAUGCCUCCUCAGCCUCGUCCAGUGUGGGACAGUUGCUCAGUUUUUCGUGACCUUGACAUGAGGAGUGCUGGUUAGUUGUUUUGUAGGAUGUCCUUAAUGUGGGUUAACCUAAUAUUUCCUUGUGAUGAGACUGGAGGUUAUGCUUUACCAGGAAGGAUGUGCCCUCUGCAUUGUACCGUAUCAAGGGGACGUGAAUCAACAGCCGUUCCUGGUGAUAUUCUUCAUUGGUUAAGUUCGUGUCUGCUAGGUUUUUCCACUGUAAAGUUACUAGCUUUUCACAUUACAAUCUUUUUUCCUUUGGAAGCAAAGUUCAGUCUGCACUCAAGGGGAGGGGGCAAUAUCUAUAUAUAUAUUAUUUAUAAUUUUUCCUCAAGAAAAUGUUUUCCUUUCUCCUACUUAGUUAUUUGAUCAUUUAUUUAUAUUAGUAUGUGAUCAUGGCUAUUUAUUUUAUACUUUGGAUUAAACUCUAAUACUAUUGUUUAUUUUGUACAAAUUGUUUCAUAGUACUUACAAAGUGGUUGCAGAAUAGUUAAGUUGUGCCCCUGGAGAAACAAAUUGACUAACUAUAGUGUUUAAGUACUUAUUUUGUCUUAAAGUUAUCCACCCAAAGCACCAUUUUCCAAAGUAAUUCAGUUCCUUUUACUCCUCACUUCUUUCAUUGAGGUUAUGUCAUACAUUUGUAAAGCAGAUUCAUUUGUCACCCUGUGCGUUCCAUCUGGCAUCUCUUGAUAUCCCAGUUGACUUACUCAUGCAGUAAAAUUCACUAUGGGCUUUGACAAGAGCAGUCCUGUGUUCACCUCUCAAUACUGUGCAGUUCUGUCACCCUAAAGAUUCCCUUUUGUACUCAAUUUCCCAUCCCACCUCUCACAACCAUUACUUGUUUUCCAUUCCUAGAAUUUUGUAUUUUCCAGAAUGUCAUAUAAAUGGUAGAAUUGCACAGUUCAUAGCGUUUUGAGUCUGGUAUCUUUUGCAUAGCAAAAGGCAUUUGAAGUUCAUAUUGUGUGAAUCAAAGCUUGUACCUUUCUUGUUAUUACUGAGUGUUUCAUCAUAUGACUCUUUUUAUCAUUCAUGUACAGGGUUUUUAUAUAAACAUAAUUUGUUUUGCCUGGGAAAAUACCCAAGAGUGGGAUUGCUGAGUCACUUGUUAAGUGUAUGUUUAACUUUAUAAGAAACUGCCAAACUGUCUUCCAAAACGAUUGUGCCAUUUUGCAUUCCCACCAGCAAUGAAUGAGAGUUCCUCUUGCAGUGAUAUCUCAUUGUGGUUGAGAUGUUCAUUUCCCUGAUGAAAACUGAUGUUGAGCAUCUUUUCAUGUGCUUCUUUGCCAUCCAUGUAUCUUUUUUGGGGAAGUAUCUGUUCAGAUCUCCUGCCCAAGUUUUAAAGAUUGGGUUUUACUGUUGGGUUGUAAGAGUUCUGUAUAUAUUCUGAAUAAAAUCCUGUAUCAGAUAAUGUAUUUUAUAAGUA
Molecule: messenger RNA, 7322 nt
Organism: Manis pentadactyla (Chinese pangolin)
Lineage: Eukaryota; Metazoa; Chordata; Mammalia; Pholidota; Manidae
Gene: FAM91A1
Product: family with sequence similarity 91 member A1
Exons: 24
Coding region: 274-2790 (838 amino acids)
Biological process (GO): intracellular protein transport
Cellular component (GO): cytoplasmic vesicle; trans-Golgi network
Source: RefSeq, a predicted model, not a curated record